Molecule: messenger RNA, 3965 nt
Organism: Homarus americanus (American lobster)
Lineage: Eukaryota; Metazoa; Arthropoda; Malacostraca; Decapoda; Nephropidae
Product: WD repeat-containing protein 20-like
Molecular function (GO): protein binding
Source: RefSeq, a predicted model, not a curated record
AGGUUAAUAGACAAAACCAAAGUAACCUGUGUCCGAUGGAUACCAGGCUCUCCCAACCAGUUCCUGGCUGCCCACAGCAGUGGACACAUGUACACAUACAAUGAGGAACUACUGUGUGGUGUUGACAGACCUCACUACCAGCUCUUCAAACAGGGCGAGGGAUACUCCGUCUAUACAUGCAAAACCAAAAGUACUAGAAACCCUCUUUAUAGAUGGGUGAUUGGUGAGGGAAGCAUCAAUGAGUUUGCCUUCUCACCGUGCUCAAAAUACUUGGCUGUGGUGUCCCAGGAUGGAUACUUGAAAGUCUUUAACUUUGAUACUAUGGACCUAGUGGGUAGUGCCAGAAGUUACUAUGGGGGUUUAUUAUGUGUUUGUUGGUCACCUGAUGGUCGUUACAUUGUCUCGGGCGGUGAGGAUGACCUCAUAACUAUCUGGUCAUUUCAUGAAAAAAGAGUUGUGGCCAGAGGACAAGGACAUAAAAGCUGGGUCACUGUGGUUGCGUUUGAUUCCUUUACAACCUUAUAUAGUGAUAUGGAUAGUUUAGAUAUGUGUAAUGAAGACACUGUCAACACUGUCAAACACAAUAGCAUUGGCAAUGAUGUGAGGGGUAGUAAAGCAAAUAAUAGUGCACCAAAUUCCAGGCCGAAUUCAAACAGAAACUCUUUAGCCUCAGAAGGACUGGGGUUAACUGUAACUAGUUAUAGGCUUGGUUCAGUUGGUCAAGACACUUUGCUAUGUUUAUGGGACCUCAAGGAUGACGUUUUAACGCAACCAUACUUGCGGCCAAGAUCAAGCACAGUCGUAAGUAGCAGUGGAGGGGGGAGUGUAAGUGGGGGAACAGGUAUACCUCAAACAGGACAACCUACAGCAAAUGCCAAGUGCAACAAUGUAAAAGAGUCUUCUGUUGGUAGUGAUUCUUCUCAUCACUCCCACUCAACUAAUUCCCUCACGGCCAAAUUGGCAAACCUCAACUUUGGUGAAAAAAAGGACAAAGAAAAAGGAGAAAAAGACCAUAAACGAAGCCUAAGUUUAGCAUCGAAAAAUCCUACGCAAAAUUGUAAAGGUUCUGUAAAUAAAAAUCAAGUAGGAGGAUCAACUAUGCCACCUGAGGAAAACUUCCGGCCCAUGGGCACAUCCCUCUGUCCACGUUUAGAUGAGUGCCCAGUGCUAGAACCCAUGAUUUGCAAAAAAAUUGGUCAUGAACGUCUCUCUGGGCUCAUCUUUAGAGAAGACUGCCUCAUUACCUCCUGUCAGGAUGGCUGUGUGCUCACCUGGUGUCGGCCGGGCAAACAGCCUGGCAGCAACCAGCACUCUACACCCAGUCCAACAACUGCUGUGGCCAUGGGUGGAGGUCCCAUAGCCUCGGGUGGAACAGUAGUGUAGCCUCAGGAAGUGGUGGCAGUUGUCACAGAUCUCUGGACAAGUGCUACAACAUUGUGGUCAUCAUCCCGGACUUCUGGUGUGGGUGUGUUGCCGUGAUACUAUAAUGUUAUUGAGUGUGUCUGUCUUUACUGGUGGGAUGGGGUGGGAUAUUGUAAUGGCCAGUCAGUUUGAAGGUGGUUAUAUAUUGUACUCUGUGAGUUGUUCAGAGGGCUUGAUACUUCCUCCCCAAGUCAUUGUUACUGAUGUCUGAAGAUUUCACAGCCUGUACUGACUGAACAUGGGAAUUGAGAGGGUGUAACAGUGAAGCCAGUUACAGUUACUGAAAUGUGUCUUGAUUUGCCAUUGAUAGGUGCCUAAGCUAUUGCAUUAACCUUUUCAAGCCCAUCUCUCCUGCUCCUGAAAUAAGUCAUUUCAAAUAAUUCUUUGGAUUUUGGGAAUACGGAUUUAAAAUUCUAUUCUAUGUGUUAUUAUUAUUAUUUUUUUUGAAUUUUGAUGUUUGUGCAUAACUGACAGGUAUUGUCUUCACUUUGAGUCUGGUAACAUUUAAGCAUCUUUAUUUUACAAAUGUAUUUCAAUACUGUUCUGCAAUUGGUGCAUGAGUGCGUGUGUCUAGAGUCUAUAUGCUGAUUUGUUGUGGUCUUUUUAGUGCUUGUAUUAAGUUUUAUCUUUAUUAUGCUUUAUUUCUGUGACCAGUACAUAUUUCACCAUAAUGGUUCCAUUUAACCCACUUACUGAAAAAUAACCUUUUGAUAUGUCCCAACCCACAAUCAGUCCUCCAUCUGCAUCCCUUUGUUUUCUUUUUAUCAGCCCCUGAAUAUUCUAUCUCUCAUGAAGAUUUUUCUCCACUUUCAUCUUCAGUUAUUCAUUGGCUGAAAUUUGUGGAGGAGAUUUGCCUACAACCACCUUGCUUAAUGUGUAAAUAAUGGCUUCAAAGUAGUUCAUACUUUUAUUUUUCUAUAUUUUGCUCUUGCAAUUUGUUCUGAGUAAUUGAAGGUGAAAAUCAGUAGCAGUUAUACAGUGGGUUCAUAAAUGUAGAUGAAGAUGGGAGCUCCAGAAGAUAAAAUGGUACUAAUAAUACACUUGUAUAAGGAAAACUUAACAUGCUGUAGUCAGUACAUUUUGGUGUUACUGCUAAUAUAUGUACUAGGUCCUUGUAGAAUCUGUUUUUGUUUAUUGUUUGUCACCAAUGGGCAAUAUUGAUAAAUUAAUAUAAUUCCAAAUAUUUUUAAUUUUAAUUUGAAAUUCUAAUUGGCAUUGAAGCUUUGUGUUCCAUAUUAAGUUUAACCAGGAUCUACUGGGAAUUAUGAACAUUUUGACAAAUUUCAUAACAUUGUUCUGGUUUAUGUGUCAAGUGUCUGUUGCUCUUGAUUCUGGCCUCCCUCAGCCAUAGCAUGGAAAGGCUUACAAUAGUGUAAAUGUAUAUUAUACUGUUCCCCACAAUACAGCAGAGAUGACUUGUCUAGAUUUCCCUUUAGUGACCUGGAAUAAUUUAAUAUCUUCAAGUAUUUUCCAUUUGGGUUGGCUGCCAGCCAAAUUGACCAAAUCAGAUUAUUAAUUUGAUGGUUAGGCUGGUUCAUAUCUGGGUUAAUUUUAUCAUUCAAGAGUUGUAUCAGUUUCUUCCUUUUGUUUAUUGCUUGGCAAUAUUUAAUUCAUGGCCCCCUCAAUGCCCCUCAAUCUUUGGGUCAUCUCCAUAAAUAUUCACUGUAAAAGUUGGUUUUCCAUUACUAUCCACACUAAUUCCUUUUUCUUCACAGAAUACCUAAUCAGUUUGACCCAUAAAUGUUGUCGAUGUUUGCAUUACAACUCUUCUUUAUUACAGAAUGUAUAAUUUUAGACUAAUUGUAAUUUUUUCAUAUUUUUCCUGAUAUUUAAAUGAGCCAUAAAAAAUAAUUUCUUAACUUUAAGAGCUACUAAAUUUUCACAGCCCAGUGGUCAAAAUAUUUGGUAUUACAUGCUAUUAUGUGACAAGACUCACCAGUUACAAAGGAACUAUAAAAUUACAUAGCAGUGCUAGCAAUUCCUUCAUUGAUACAAAACAAAUCCAGGUAUUGCCUUUUAUUUUUUAAAACUAUUAUGCCUUUUACAGCUUGACUAUGUAUGUGUCUGGCUUAGAAUCCCUCCUACAUAAAUAUUCCUUUGAAGAUCUUGUUAACUUUGAUGAUGUAAUUGCAGCAGGUACAGGAUGAUUACACCACAAGAAAGAUAUAACAAUAUCAAAGUGAACAAUAUUUUAAAUGUUGAAGUAAGACUUACUUUCUUUAAGGUGAAUUAUGGGUGCUUCCUAGGAGGUCUUUAUACUGUAGUAAAUGUUAAUCAUGUUUACAUUAGUUAUUGCUGCUCUGAAGCAAAAUGAAACAUGGUAGUUCCUUAGUUCCUGAUAUUUUCAUAUUCUUGUAUCAUCCUUCUUAGGGUUAUUAAUUCAUGAUUAUUUCUGUGGUAUAGAGCUUUUAAAUAUAUAUGCAAUUAUAUACAAAAGAAUUUGUAGAAGCAAUUUCCAGUGUUAACUGGGAACUCAUAUGCUGUACAUACCAUUGUAAUUUAAUAUUGCAUUGGAAUCCUGAGUUAAUUUCUCCACACACACA